Penicillium pulvis is the source of this 1470-nucleotide messenger RNA. RefSeq names its product DUF3716 domain-containing protein. Bases 1 to 1470 code for a protein of 489 amino acids. NCBI's taxonomy places the organism in Eukaryota, Fungi, Ascomycota, Eurotiomycetes, Eurotiales, Aspergillaceae. The record is from RefSeq and is a predicted model, not a curated record. The transcript has a single exon.
AUGUUGAGGACAAGGGUGAACCAAGGCCUCAAUUUGGACCAAUUUGGUCAGCAGCCAAGUGAUAUUCCGGGUCUCGACACCUCUGGAAACCCCUUACUGUCUCAUUUUGAGUCCAACUACGAGAAGAACUUACUACUCGCCUUACCCAUCACCAAUACGGACGUGGAUUGGCGCGAGAACAAUCGGAAGUCUAUCAAGGGGGCAGCCGCGCGUCAGGGGUCAACUCCCCGUCGCGCCGCGUAUGUACAGCAGGUUGGAAUUCCUGCCCCUACAGACUACGCUUGUAGCUUUUGUCGCGGCGGCGGUGGUCCUUUCGAAUCCUGCAAGAUUGCUAUUGCCGACGGGCAGCUUCUGUUCAAUGGAGCCUGUGGUAAUUGUUCCUGGGGCGCUCAAUCAUACAAAUGUUCUCUUCGUUCGGGCCCCCUUCCUCCCCAUAUCUUCAAUGCACUCAGGGCCGCGAACCCUGACGCUCCCGCCCUGGGCCGUGGCUGCAUGGGUGUGGAUGAAGAGUACAAUGAGUCCGACGAGCCCGACGAGCCCUUGACACCUGACGCAUCUAGACGGUCACUUAGGAGCUCGGCCACCAAGCGUCGGCGUGACGAGGAAAUUGAAGAUGCGUCCGACAAACUCGAUGAGCCCUGUGCACCAAAGCCUUUUGGCCGGACCCUUAGGAGUUCAACCACUAAGCGUCGGCGUGUCGAGGAGAUCGAAGAGUCUGACCCACACUGUUCACCAAAGGCUUCUGGCCAGACGCUAAGGAAUUUAGCCACUGAGCGUCGAGGUGCCGAGGAGAGUACAGAGUCUGACGAGUUUGAUGACUCUGAUGAUUCCGAUUCCGACGAGUCUGACGAGUCAUCGUUACCUAAAGCUUCUAGCCGAAUUCCUAGCCAUCCAACCACUAAGUGUCGACAUGCUGUGGAGAUUAAAGAAGAAUUCGACGAUGAUAUAGAUAUCCCUGAAAUGCAGCGUCCUCGUCGCAAGUUUACGGAUAUAGCGGAUAUGGCUACAGGCAAUGAGAAUAGCUCAUCAUCGGAGGAUGGUACAUCAUCAGCGGACUCAGAUAGCUCAACGAACUCAGAUAGCUCAACGAACUCAGAUAGCUCAUCGGGCUCGGAUAUUUUAGCGGAUGAAGACAAUCCAGUGAACAGAGAUAACGCAACUGAUAAGGGCAAAAUAGCGGAGAAGGGCAAGUCAGCGGAGAAAAGUGCUACAAAGGGUUUGAAAUACAAGGUCCCCAACGGGCCCGAAUAUCCUGAGGACCUAUACAACACCGUGCUGCUGGACCCGAGCUUGCGCGGUCGUCAAUGGCCUGCGAUCCGAUCCCUUCGCCGAAACCUCGCUCAGCUCGUCGAGCGUCUGCAAUGGGAGGAAAAGGUAGUGAAAGCGGUUCUCGAAAAGAAUGGCGAGUUAGAAGGCCCUUAUGAGUCCUCUGAGGAGGAGGAUGACCUCUUUGCGGGUUUGAAUUUUUGA